This is a messenger RNA of Aspergillus bombycis, 660 nucleotides long. RefSeq lists its product as uncharacterized. Lineage: Eukaryota; Fungi; Ascomycota; Eurotiomycetes; Eurotiales; Aspergillaceae. The record is from RefSeq and is a predicted model, not a curated record. The transcript has a single exon. The coding region runs from base 1 to 660 and encodes 219 amino acids.
AUGCGCUUCUACCACAUUGUCGACUUGACAAAAUGGCAGAUCCAUCCCUGCACAGGGACGUUAAUAAAGGUACACGAGCAAUACAGACCUACGGAAGUGCACUUGCAACAACAAUACCCUCGGGUCAUUGACUGGAUACCAUUCCCCUCGAUCCAAAACCGACUCAUUCGCCUGCACGCAGCGAACCCUCAGAUUGACCAAAUAUGCUGCGACACCGUCAGCAGCUAUGUCAUCGAGGCGAACAUGGCGGAUUUCAUCAUGGGCGCUCCCGCUGUAACGGCCUACAUCCAAGUGAUCGAUGUGAUCGCUAAUAUCCCUUCCAUGACACAGGGAACUGAGCCUCAGCCCUCUGCCGUGCUUCCUGCUCCGGAUGCUGCUGCUCUUUUCUUGUCCCCAGAGUAUGCUCGGGCUGUCUUCCAGAAGCUGAAUAUCGAUCGCGGAAUAUCACACUACAAGAUGGAUCCUGCUUUCUUUGGCACGUAUCCAGAGCUCUACGACCCAAACGUUGAUAUUGCAGCAAAGGGUAUUCCGCUUAGACCGGACGUACAGCUGCGCCUGACGUAUCCCAAGCCUCUCGACUCUUUGACGUUUCGAACCUGCCGCAGCUUCAUGGGCUUUUCUUUCUAUGCACCGUUGAGUGUGGUGCAGGUUUUCAGAUGA